This is a messenger RNA of Tilletiopsis washingtonensis, 2266 nucleotides long. RefSeq names its product putative vacuolar protein sorting protein VpsB. Bases 37 to 1941 code for a protein of 634 amino acids. Gene Ontology annotation, biological process: intracellular protein transport; vesicle-mediated transport. Gene Ontology annotation, cellular component: Golgi membrane. The record is from RefSeq and is a predicted model, not a curated record. Lineage: Eukaryota; Fungi; Basidiomycota; Exobasidiomycetes; Entylomatales. The transcript has 9 exons.
CCCCAUCCACCUCCCAAGACCCACACACCCGCCGCGAUGGACGUGACGCGCGCGGUGAGCGCCUACGUGCUGCGCCUCCUCGGCGCCGUGCCCGGCAUGAAGGUGCUGCUGCUCGACGAGCACACGACGCCCGUCGUCUCCACCGCGCAGACACACAGCGCCCUCCUGGCCCACGACGUCUUCCUCACCGCGCGCCUCGAGCACAGCGGGCGCGACCGCAUGCGCCAUCUGCGCUGCAUCGCCCUGCUGCGGCCUGCGCCCGCGACGCUGGCGGCGCUGGCCGCCGAGCUGCGCGCGCCGCGCUACGCCGAGUACCACCUCGCCUUCACCGGCGCGCUGAGCAAGGCCGCCAUCGAGGCGCUCGCCGAGGCCGACGAGCACCAUGUGGUCAAGGAGGUGCAGGAGUACUUUGCCGACUACAUCCCCAUUACACCGGCACUCUUCUCGCUCGGCUGGCCCGCGCCGCCAGAGCAGCUGUGGGGCGCGACGCCGCACUCGUGGGACUCGGCGGCGCUGCAGCGGCACACCGAGGGCCUGACGGCGCUGCUGCUCUCGCUCAAGAAGCGGCCUGUCGUGCGGUACGAGCGCAUGAGCGCGCUGGCGAAGAAGCUCGGCGAGGAGGUCGUGUACCAAAUGCAGACGGCGCUGCCGGCGCUCUUCGACUUUCGCCGCACCGACGUGCCGCCGCUGCUCCUCGUGCUCGACCGCCGCAACGACCCCGUCACGCCGCUGCUGAGCCAGUGGACGUACCAGGCCAUGGUGCACGAGCUGAUGGGCAUCAACAACGGGCGCGUGAGCCUGCCGGAGGGCAGUGCCGAGCUGCGUGAGAUCGUGCUCUCAGCCGACCAGGAUCCGUUCUUCGCGCAGAACCUGCACGACAACUUUGGCGACCUGGGCGCGUCGAUCAAGCGCUACGUGCUCGACUACCAGUCGCGCACGGCGUCGUCGUCGUCGAUCGAGACGGUGGCGGACAUGAAGCGCUUCGUCGAGGAGUACCCCGAGUUCCGCAAGCUGGGCGGCAACGUGGCCAAGCACGUGGCGCUGCUCGGCGAGCUGAGCCGCCGCGUCGAGACGGAGAGCCUGCUGGAGGUGUCGGAGCUGGAGCAGAGUCUGGCGAGCAACGAGAGCCACGCGGCGGACCUGCGGAAUCUCAACACGCUGCUCGCCUCGGAGAAGGUGCUGCCCGACGCCAAGCUGCGCCUCGCGAUUCUCUACGCGCUGCGGUACCAGAAGUACGCGGGCAACCAGAUCUCGGCGAUCGUGCGGCGCCUGCUGCAGAGCGGCGUGCCGGAGAGCCGCGCUGCGCUCGUCUUUGUCAUGCUCAACCUCGCCGGCGCCGAGCAGCGGCAGGACGAUCUCUUUGCGAACGAGAACUUCUUCUCUCGCGGCAAGAGCGCGCUCAAGGGUCUGAAGGGUGUGGAGAACGUGUACACGCAGCACUCGCCGCACCUGCUCCAGACGAUUGAGCAACUCAUGAAGGGCCGCCUGCGGGAUACAAGCUAUCCGUACACUGGGUCAGCGCCACCGCCGGGGCAGCCGCAGCAAAAACCGCAAGACGUGAUCAUCUUCAUGGUCGGUGGCGCGACGUACGAGGAGGCCCGCACCGUCGCGCUGCUCAACGCACAAGGCACGGCCGGCCCCGGCGGCGGCGCACGCUUCGUGCUCGGCGGCUCGACGCUGCUGCGCAGUGCCUCGUACCUCGACAUGCUGCAGGAUGCGGCGUCGCGCUUCCCCGCCGGCAUUGCCUCGCCGCCGCCGCCGAGCGCCGCGGGCGCAGCGGCGGCGCCGCUGAACCUCUCCAUCGGGCCCGUGCAGCUCGGCGACGCCUACAGCGGCGGCGCCGGCAGCCUGCUCGACCCGGGGCGCAUCGGCGAGGCGGCCGAGGCGACGCGCGGCUUUGCGCGCGGCCUGCUGCGCAACGUGCAGGGCGCGCUGCAGUGAUGCGAAUAUACCCAGUAGCAGCCAGAUGGAAAGUGAGACUGCGGCAGAGCUGCUUCUGCUCACACGCGUCAGGCGCAGGAGAGAGCCGACCCCAGAGAGCCGUGACGGUGCUGCUUUGGCGUCGAGCCCUGCUUCUCGCCGCACGCGACGCCAUGAUGCAUGAGCGCUGCAGCUGGACGCCGCGUCCGGUCGGCGAGCGCAUGCAUGGACGACGAGGACGUGCUCGUGUGCGCGCUCGACGCUGCUGCUGCAGCGGGUGACGCGGCACGCCUGCGAGGGGUGUGCAGGGGAUGCACAGCACCUGAGCAGUGCGCUGCACGGCGAC